CCAAACCGAGGUUAUAUAAGCUAGCGCAUCAUCUUCCGCGUUCAUUCGUCUUCUCGUCUGUAUAAAUUUUAGUAGUUUUGUGACGUUCGUUAGUGAUUCUGAGUACUAAGAAAUAUCGACGCAUCGCUGUACGUAAUCUACGGCGCUUCGACGACUACAUCGCUUCUAUCUCCAACUUCUAUCAUCAUGGGUGACGGAGAUUACUCAAAGGGAACUCGCGUAUACGUCGGCGGCCUGUCCGACAGCAUCAAAAAGGAAGAUCUGGAAGGCGAGUUCGAGAAGUUUGGAAAGCUCAAUAACGUUUGGGUCGCCUUCAAUCCGCCAGGUUUCGCUUUCAUCGAAUUUGCCAGCAAGGACGAAGCCGAAACAGCCUGUGAUAAUUUGAAUGGUACAGAAGUGUUAGGUUCAAAGUUGCGCGUAGAAAUAUCGCGGGGUCGCGGCCGUGGUCCUAGGGGUGGCGGCGGUGGCGGUUUCCGAGGAAGCAGGGGCGGUGGUUUCCGCGGUAGUCGGGGUGGCGGCUUUAGAGGCAACUACGAAAGUGGUUCCAGGGGCGGCGGUUUUAGAGGUCGGGGGCGAGGACGCGGCGGUUUCGAUCGCGACUCUUAUGGCGGCGGGCGCGGUGGUUAUGGAAGUCGCGACAGCUAUGGCAGCCGUGAUGGCAAUCGCGAAAACUUGGAAAUGGUAGUUACGAUUCAUACGGGGGCGGUAGGGACGGGGGUUCAAGGUACAGAUCACGAUCACCAGUUAGCGGGGAGAGAUAGAGAGUAG
Molecule: messenger RNA, 768 nt
Organism: Ctenocephalides felis (cat flea)
Lineage: Eukaryota; Metazoa; Arthropoda; Insecta; Siphonaptera; Pulicidae
Product: RNA-binding protein Rsf1-like
Exons: 2
Coding region: 187-768 (193 amino acids)
Biological process (GO): mRNA splicing, via spliceosome
Cellular component (GO): nuclear speck
Molecular function (GO): RNA binding
Source: RefSeq, a predicted model, not a curated record